UGAAUAUAAAGUAUUAUUGUCAGGGUCAUAGUGAUAUUUGUAUGAGUAUGAAAUCUUUUUAACUACAAAACUCUUUAACAUUAAAGGAAAUAAUAUUAUUGUUUUUCUGAACUUUGAAAGUCUGAGAGUAUUACUGUCAGGGUCAUAGUGGUCAGUAAAAUAUUAGACACUCGUGGGCAAAGAAACCGGGUUGGAAUAAUUCUCAAUGGAAAAUUUAGAAUAGUGCUAAAUAUGGUCGUAAAAAAGAACCAGUUGCAAGAAAAUAUGUUCUUAACAUUGUAGACUGAAGAUUCUCCCGUUGAAUCAACAGUAAUGGCACCUGUAUCCCAACCACCACCAACAUCAAUCAAUAAUCGUUUACGAUGUCCUGCACCAAUAUCACGUUUACGUGUCGAGAAAAUCGAAGGUGGUUUAAUGGUAGCCGGUGUUGUAAUUGCUGCUAAUUGUCAAAUAGUUUUACCUGUUUUUGGUUUUUUAUUUACAUUCGUUGGUUGUGUUUUAACAGCCGCAUCAUAUCGUGGUCCUGGUGUAGAUGAAGGUCCUGAUUCAUAUGCAAAUCGUAUUGCCUUAACUGGAAAUAGUCGUAUUUUAGGUCCAGCAUGUAUAGUCAUUGGUGUAAUCAUGCUUGUUUUUGGUGUUCUAUUAUGUUUUCUCACACGACGUGCCCGAAAGAAGGAACAAUGUGUUGGAUUCCAUUGCCCGAUACAUGGUGAUUUUUAUCCAUUAAGUCCUGUAUCAAACUCAAAAACUAUUGCUGCUAUACAAAAUAGUAAUGAUUCUGGAUAUUGGUCGCUAUGUUGUCGCCGUAACAGUCAUCUGGGAACAGUACAUGUGGCACCUCCAUUAUGUCCACAUAGUCAAGUGCCAAGUGCUCGUAGUUCAUUGAGUGGUGCAUCACCAGUUAGCCAAUGUCCAACACCGCAACCAUUUUUAGUCCCAACUGGUUCUAUUGGGGGAUUAGUGCCAUUAGCUACACAAUUAUCACCCGAUCAAACAUUUGGAUCAAUUCGUUCCCUUACUGUGAGUCGUGAUAUUGCAAGUUUUCCAUUAUCAAGAACUCCAAGUCCGCCACCUCAUUAUGGGAUUGAUGAAAAAUUAAUCAACAAUAGUCCACCAAGUAGUCUAAAUUUCGAAAUUCUACAUGCAUCAACAAAUACAUUAGAUACAACAAAAUCCUUAGGAGGUCCCCGUAAAUCAGUAUCAAUAUUAUUACCGAACGAGGAAAAAGGAUGACAUACGGAUUCCUUUCUGAUAGCCUUAUAAGAAACAUUCAUAGAGUGAGAAAAACAGAGACAUUCGGGAGAAAACUAAGAUAAAAAAUCGUGAUAUUUUAAAAAUAAUUGAUGAGAUUUAUUCUAAAUAAAAAACCAACCAAAAAUUCGGGGUAAUUAGUAUAAUAAUUAACAUUUUUCAUGCUCAGUAUGUAAAGAACA
Messenger RNA from Chrysoperla carnea, 1433 nucleotides. RefSeq lists its product as uncharacterized. Bases 313 to 1233 code for a protein of 306 amino acids. Lineage: Eukaryota; Metazoa; Arthropoda; Insecta; Neuroptera; Chrysopidae. The transcript is spliced from 6 exons. The record is from RefSeq and is a predicted model, not a curated record.